AUGCUGGAGGUGCGGCCUCCAUCUUUGCAGCGAAGGCACUGCCACUUCCUUUACCAGCGACUCAGAGUUCGACUUUUCAAGUCCUUGCUGGCGCAGCUGCCAAAGAGCAGACAGCGACUCAUGGAGGAAGCAGCAAAGGACGUGCCCCCUUUACUGCGGCCAGAGAUUUGGGCCGCGGUGCUGGGAGUCAAUUAUGUCGGAGUGCUGCACACCACUCGGGCUGCCUACGAAGAGGCCGCUGCUGCUUUGGGGCAGGGGGCCCUCGAGGCGCUGCACACGAGCGAGUUCUCGCAGUACCAUGAGGGGGGCGCUGCGGAGGUGUAUGUACAGUACCACGACCUGCUGGGCAGCAGAGAAGGGCGGCGGCGGCUGGCGAGUUUGGUGGGAGUGGCGCUGCAGCGGAACUCGAGUUAUGUGUCAGUGCGGGGGCUGGACGCUCUUGCUGCUCCUUUGCUGCUGCUGUUCUACGAGCAGCAAAACGUGGCGCUGAGCUGCCUCGAGAAGCUGCUGCAGGACUUCCAGCAGCACCUUUUUGCUGCAGACAGCGCCUGCUUCCUCCGCCGCCAGCUCGCAACUUCCAACAGACUCCUCUUCUUCCUCGACCCUGAGCUCGCGCUGCACAUCAACCGAAUCGGACUGCACUCGGACAUGUACGCGCUGUCGUGGCACCUGACGCUGUUCUCCCACGUGCUGCCGCUGCAGCAGCUGCUGCUGCUGUGGGACACUUUGCUGCUGCAGCCGCCGAGCUUCGUGCACUUCCUCACAGUCUGUGUCUUGCACUUCUUGAGAACUCCUCUCCUCAGCUUCUCCCCCGGCGAAGAGUCCACAGCCAUUCGCUUGCUGCAGUCUUCUUUCGAAUUCGUCAAUGUCCCAGCGCUCUGUGCUGCAGCAGUGGCUCUGCAGAACGCUGUGCCUUGGUCCUUGACUCUUUUGCCCGUCCCCCCGCACGCAGCCGCCGCAGCAGCAGCAGCAGCAGCUGCUGCUGCUGCUGCUGAAGCUGCUGCUGCUGGCGCUUCGGAGGCAGUUGCUGCUGCUGCGCCGCCGCGCAAAGAAGCUGCGCGGCUCCCCCCGGAAGCAGCAGCAGCUCGCGGGCCAGCAGAGGAAAGGCCCGAGGGGGGAGCUGGUGCGGGAGGUGUACGUACAGCUGAAGGGCGCGGGAAAGAUGCAAAAGAAAUGCAACUGGCGGCAGAGGCGCAGCAGUUUUUCAUUGGAGAUGCAGCGCAGAGCCAGGGGCAGCAGACUGAGGCGUUUCUGCAGCAAAAAGACGAGUGCAGCAGAUCUCCAGACUCCUCGCGGAGCCCCGCAGCAGCUGCCAGCAGCAGCACGAAAGGCGAAGAGGGGGAAAGCGCGAGAAAAAGAACAAACUGGAAAACAAAAGCCCUCAUGCGAGUCGUCACGGGCCCCGCGCUGAUCCUCUUGGGGCCUCCUCGAAAGCCCGCAGCAGCCAAAGCUGCACAGACUCAGUCUGGAGGCGAAGACGCGCACUGCACAGACCCCAUGGACGCGCUCUACUCCAGCGAGCCGCUGGCCCCGCGGUGGUGGGAGAAAGUGAGCGAAAGCGAAUACCUGGAAAGGACUUCGCCGCUGUGGGGCGGAGGCGCUGCUGCUGCGGGGCUGCAGAGCCUCAGCAGCGGCGAAGACCUCGCGCUGCAGCCGCCGUGCGUGGGCGUGGACGUGCUGCUGCAGUUCUGCGAAGAAAGCCUAGUGCUGGACGUUCGCCCGCGCGGGGUCUUCGACGCAUUUCACUUCAAGUCCGCAGUGAGCGUUGGCCCCCGAGACGCGGGCGAGCUCGCUGGCCUUUUGAAGGAGGGCCAGCUGGCCCUGCCCGACCCCAGGGGCGUUUUGCUGCAGGUCCAGAAGCUGGGCAGCAGCAGGCCGCUGAUUGGCAAGGCGGGCCGCGCCGCAGCAGCAGCGGGCCUGGAGGCGGCUGCGGGCGCAGCAGCAGCUGCUGCAGCAGCAGCGCCCGCAGCUCCCGACCCGCAGGAAGCUGCAGCAGCAAAGCGAGCCCAGGGGGGGCCCCCAGCGCCCCGAAAGCCCUGGAUUUCGCCCACUAUGAGCCGCCUCCCUCUUAUUGUUGUUAUGGGAGACAAAGAAGACACUGGGGCCGGCCUUGCCCGCCGGCUGCUCGCUGCUGGGGUGUCUUGCGUCUGCGUCUUGCUGGGGGGUAUCGACGCAGUGCAGCUCGACGCCCCAAACCACUUCCUCACGAGAAAACGCCAAACUUGA
Eimeria necatrix is the source of this 2226-nucleotide messenger RNA. RefSeq names its product TBC domain-containing kinase (incomplete catalytic triad), putative. Bases 1 to 2226 code for a protein of 741 amino acids. NCBI's taxonomy places the organism in Eukaryota, Apicomplexa, Conoidasida, Eucoccidiorida, Eimeriidae. Gene Ontology annotation, molecular function: GTPase activator activity. The transcript is spliced from 7 exons. The record is from RefSeq and is a predicted model, not a curated record. Gene Ontology annotation, biological process: activation of GTPase activity.